AUGAUCGACUUUGAAUCAAGUGCGACUGCAUUUGAUGAUGAUAUUAUUUAUGAGGAUGCAGAUGAGGAAAUAGAUGAGAUAAACAAUGGAACUUGGCAAAUCCAAAUUAAUACACCCCAAAAUUGUGAUGGGCUUAUUAAACAAAUCAAAACUGCUUUAAAUAAAAGCUUGCAUCAUUAUUAUUCAGUUCCUUCUGAAGUUGGCAUGCUAACAGCAUUAUUGGAUCCCCAAUGUAAAUCUCUUAAUUUUGUCUCUGAAAAUAAAAAAUUAGAAACGAUAAACAUAUUAAAAAAUAUGGUUGCAAGCUUACAAUCUAAUCAUGAAGAAUUUCAACAAAUAACUAAAAGCAACAACUCACUUAUUACUCGAAUAUUUCAGCUACAUCAUCCUCGAAUAGAUGAA
Messenger RNA from Racocetra fulgida, 402 nucleotides. NCBI's taxonomy places the organism in Eukaryota, Fungi, Glomeromycota, Glomeromycetes, Diversisporales, Gigasporaceae. The record is from the annotation of a GenBank genome assembly.